AUGGCAUUCCUCCAAGUUGGAUUCUAUGAAUCCACGUGCCCAAGUGCAGAGUCCACAGUGGAGAGUGUAGUGCAGAAGCGAUUCGAACAAGACAAGUCCAUAACAGCAUCCUUACUUCGCAUGCAAUUCCAUGAUUGCUUUGUGAGAGGUUGUGAUGCAUCUAUACUCAUAGACUCCACUAAGAACAACACAGCAGAGAAAGACGCAUCUCCGAACGCUAGCGUUCGAGGGUAUGAUCUGAUUGAUGAGGUCAAGAAAAGCCUCGAAGCUACACGUCCUUCAAUUGUGUCAUGUGCUGAUAUCAUAACAUUAGCAACCAGAGAUGCUGUUGCUUUAUCUGGAGGAGCCAAAUACGUUGUUCCCACAGGAAGACGUGAUGGAUUAACCUCUACAAGUACUGAAGUUGAUUUGCCCGGACCCUCCACUCCUGUGCCAAUAGCAUCACAAAUAUUUGCAAAAAAAGGCAUAACAACAGAAGAAAUGGUGACCCUUUUGGGUGCACAUACAGUUAUACAUCAUUUUGAUGUAUUGAGGGGUUCUGCUCUAUAA
Molecule: messenger RNA, 549 nt
Organism: Gastrolobium bilobum
Lineage: Eukaryota; Viridiplantae; Streptophyta; Magnoliopsida; Fabales; Fabaceae
Product: peroxidase 44-like
Exons: 2
Coding region: 1-549 (182 amino acids)
Biological process (GO): response to oxidative stress
Cellular component (GO): plasmodesma; plant-type cell wall
Molecular function (GO): heme binding; peroxidase activity
Source: RefSeq, a predicted model, not a curated record